Molecule: messenger RNA, 489 nt
Organism: Mesorhabditis spiculigera
Lineage: Eukaryota; Metazoa; Nematoda; Chromadorea; Rhabditida; Rhabditidae
Source: the annotation of a GenBank genome assembly
AUGGCCUGGGUGUUGGCCCCGAUACUCCCCGACCCACUUGGCCCGGUGCCAGCAAUUCCAGCCGGGACCCGACGCAGCGAGCCGCAGCGCUUUAUACUGGUCCGAAAGCCGAACUCCCCGGCUCUGCCAAUCCACUUGGUCGAUGGCACAUCUUCAAGCCGUACAGCGGGGUCCCGCAAAGAAGGUGGUACGGUAGCCCGCGUAGAAACGGCUACGGUAGCCGAGCGAACAUCGCUGAAGGCUUCGGCCGAAAAAACCCUGAUUGGGUCCCGGCGCGACGAGGCUACGGUGGAACUCACCAUCUAUCAAAAAACGAUCCUCAACGGCUCCGAGGCCUUCCUGAAGAGCCAAAUGAAACCGGUGGUGAUCAUCGCCAAACGGCCGAGCCCGCGCGGCAGCGCGUUGAGGGGAGGAGUGAAACUUCCGGUGAUUCCUUCGAUCUCGAUGCUGCACGACGAUUUGCCGUUUGGGACAGAAUUCUUCAAGCAG